UUCUGUAAAGAAUUACGAUCUGUACAAAGGAGCGUUAAAAAUAGGGUACAAUUUGUUUAAUAAAUGAGAGUACUGUGCAUAUAUAACGAUGGACGAUGUGAAAGAAGUUAUGUCCGAUAUCUAUAACACUUUAGUACAAAUACGUUAUCCUAAAAUUACGACAGCCACAGUAGAAAAUGUAGAAACAACAAUUCUCAGUGGAAAAAAUCGUAUUUCCUUAUUGUCUUGGGUGCUAGCUGAAAAAUCUCCCGAAAUAGCAGUUACAUUACAAAACUUAGGAGGCACUGCUUUAAAAGACAAGUUAUUGCAGUAUUAUUCUGGAAUUGGGAUUUGCACUGACAAGGAAUUAUUAAUGGGAAAUUGUGCAUUAAAAGAACAACUUCCUACUUUAAAACUAUUAUUAGAGUUUAUAAAGUGUAUGUAUAUUGAUUCAUCUGAUACUGAGGAUAAUGAGGAGAAGUGCAUUGAUGAUAUAAUACAGGCUUGUAUUAUUGAAGAUCCAGAUGAAAUGAUAUCUGAUAUUGAUGAAGAUCGACAAGAUUAUUCUGAAUCUCUGCAAUACUUUCAUGAUUUAAAAGAAUAUGUUGCUAAUCACCAAGAAUCAAAUUCUGAUUAUGAAUCUAAAAAGGAAGAGACUGUAACAAAUAAUGAAGAACAAGUAAUGGUACAAGAAAAAGAAAAAGAAAGUAACAAAAAUGAUACAGAUUUAUUUAAUGAAAAAACAGAAAAUUUCGUAGAAGCUUCAAUUAUUGAGACAUACCCAAAGCCUAAAGAAAAAAAGGAAGAAAAUGAAGUAAAUACUAUGAAUGCUGAUAUUAAAGAUAUAUGUUCAAACGUACAAGAAAAAGAAAAAGAAAGUAACGAAAAUGAUACAGAUUUAUUAUUUAAUGAAAAAAUAGAAAAUUUCUUAGAAGCUUUUUCAAUUAUUGAGACAUACCCAAGGCCUAAAGAAAAAAAGGAAGAAAAUUAUGUGAAUACUAUGGAUGCUGAUAUUAAAGAUAUAUGUUCAAACUUCAGUAUUUUAACACAGUUUUUGCAAGCAAAAGAUGGAAUAUGCAAUGCAUCUAUACCAAAGGAAUUAAAUAAAAUUAACACACCGUUUAACGAAAUUUUUAAAGAUGCUGUUACUAAUACCACAGAUGCUGUAAACAUGUAUAUAAAUAAUCAAUAAGUUACAGUAUUAUAUUACAAAUAAUUUUUAAAAAGCAUUGUUUUUUAAUUUCAUAUUUUUGUAUUUUUAUGUAAUAAAAACGUUUACACAUUGAUUAG
Molecule: messenger RNA, 1269 nt
Organism: Colletes gigas
Lineage: Eukaryota; Metazoa; Arthropoda; Insecta; Hymenoptera; Colletidae
Exons: 7
Coding region: 89-1171 (360 amino acids)
Source: RefSeq, a predicted model, not a curated record